UGAAUGUAAAAGGGGAGGGAAAGGGAAAAAAAACAGUGAAAGAAUGAAGAGUGCAUUUAUUAUGUGAUAAGAAGCAUCUCCACUCAAGGGUGUGUGAGAUGCGCCGGGCGAGUCUUCAGUUUAUUGGAGCUGUUCUCAACGUUGCUCGGCGUCAUUGGCCUCGGGAAUCUCCAAUGGGUGGCAGUCAGGACAAAUGUGCUCAGCAGCUGCAAGUAUUUUGUCAUUGACUCGGAGUUCUGCACACAGACCAUCUCAAAAUGUAGGAUUUCUUCAUUGUUUUUUCCCCCCUGCACUCUCUUAAAUCUCCGGAUUGGUGAUUUGUCAACGAUUGUACGGCUUUUUUUUGGUGGCAGCUUGUUUCUGCUUUUGGGAAUUGGGAUUGUUGAGCAGCGGUGAGUGAACCGCGGGCUGGAAGACACUGUUGCACCGUGGGAUUCUCGGCGCAUUCUCGCCGUAGUUUGAGCGGAGAAGACGGAAUCUGUUCUUUUUUUUGUUGCUGCUGCUGUUGUUGUUGCAGCGUACAUGUGUGUGUACAUAUUUUAUUCACUGGCUUUUUUGAGCUUCUGGGGCGUGCAGCGGUACCGCGGGAUGGUCGGAGAGGAGAAUGCACCUUCCUUAUUGCCGUCGCGACGCCCAGGCGUAGAGCUUGCGGACUUGUCUCUGUAAGUCUCUCGCUGCCUCGCAGUCUGUCUCUUCCCCCCCUUCUCACACUUGGGUCGCGCUCUCUGCGACCGAGCCGGGCACUUCCAGGACAAAUAAGCCCGUAGUUUGUCGAGAGGGGAAGGCGAGUGUUUGUGGAAGUAACUGCCUGGUGAUGAAUGUGGCUCGCUUGUGAAAGGGAGGGCUUCCCGAUAUUUAAGGAGCGAGGUUGGAGGAGAGACGCUGGAAUGAUCAGAGGUAUCGCUUACUGACAUCGGGAGCAGCGCAUCAUUUCAUCAGGCUUUUUGGCUGAAUAUCAAGCCGGAAAAUGAAAGUUCCCAUUCAGUUAAUGGUUUUCUUAUAUACAUCCACCAUUCAAAGCUUGAAGAUUGUGUCGAAACGUGGCUCAGCUGAUGGAUGUACUGACUGGUCCGUGGAUUACAAGAAGUAUCGAGUCCUUAUGGGAGAACCAGUUCGAGUGAAGUGUGCAUUAUUUUAUGGAUACAUCAGGGCCAACUACACCUUAGCUCAGAGUUCAGGACUCAGCUUGAUGUGGUACAAAAGUAACGGUCAUGGGGACUUUGAAGAGCCGAUACCAUUUGAUGGAAUUCGAAUGAGCAAAGAGGAGGACUCCAUAUGGUUUCGUCCAACAGAACUACAAGACGGUGGACUGUUUUCCUGUGUAUUGAGAAAUGCCACAUACUGUAUGAAGGUUUCAAUGUCACUGAUUGUAGCUGAAAAUGAUACAGGACUUUGUUACAAUGCAAGAAUGAAAUACUUUAAAAAAGCUGAACUCAGUAAAAACAAAGAGAUUACUUGUCCAGACAUUGAAGAUUUCAUCCUCCCAGACAGUGAGUCCGUAAUAUGGUAUAAGGAAUGCCAGUCAAAGAUCUGGCGACAAACUGUUGUCCAAAAGGGGGACACUCUUCUGCUUCGUGAGGUUACAGAGGAAGAUGUUGGGAAUUACACCUGUGAACUGAAGUUUGGGAACUUUGUGGUAAGAAGAACGACAGAGUUGUCUGUAACGGCUCCAAUAACAGACAAACCACCCAAGUUACUCUAUCCUCUCGAAAACAGGAUAAACCCUGUGGAAGCACAGCUUGGCAUCAUUGCUAAUCUCACUUGCAGAGCCUUCUUUGGCUACGGUGGAGAGGUCAGCCCCAUCAUUUACUGGAUGAAGGGAGAGAAAUUUAUUGAAGACCUUGAUGAUAACCACGCCAGCGAAAGCGAGAUGAGAAUUCUUCGGGAGCAUCUUGGGGAGAAGGAAGUUUCCAUUUCUCUACUGAUCGAUUCUGUGCAGGACGGGGACCUGGGAAACUAUUCUUGCUAUGUUGAAAAUGGGAAUGGGCGAAGACAAGCAACCAUUCUUCUUCAGAAGAGGGAGCUGAUGUACACUGUGGAACUUGCAGGAGGACUGGGUGCGAUCCUUCUACUGCUGAUCUGCUUGGUCACUGUGUACAAAUGUUAUAAGAUAGAUAUGAUGCUAUUUUAUCGCAAUCAUUUUGGAUCCGAUGACAUUGAUGCAGAGAAUAAAGACUACGAUGCAUACCUGUCAUACAGCAAAGUGGAUCCUGACCAGUGGAGUCAAGAAACUACAGAGGAAGAACGGUUUGCUCUGGAGAUUCUACCAGAUGUGUUGGAGAAACAUUAUGGGUACAAACUGUUCAUCCCCGACAGGGAUUUGAUUCCAACUGGAAUAUGGGCUGAGUCGCAAUCCUGUGCUACACAACACUCUCUGUGCCCCACUAUAAUCGGAUAUGAGAACACAUAUGUUGAAGAUGUGGCACGAUGCAUUGAUCAAAGCAAGAGACUAAUUAUCGUUCUGACCCCAAACUAUGUCAUCAGGAGAGGUUGGAGUAUCUUUGAACUGGAAAACAGACUGCGCAAUAUGUUAGUCACGGGUGAAAUUAAAGUGAUACUCAUCGAAUGCAGUGAACUACGGGGAAUUAUAAACUAUCAGGAGAUCGAGGCUCUCAAAGACACGAUCAAACUACUCACGGUGAUCAAAUGGAAUGGACCCAAGUGCAACAAACUGGAUUCCAAGUUCUGGAAACGUUUACAGUAUGAGAUGCCCUUUAAGAGGAUAGAGCCGAUCUCCAACGAGCAGGUUUUGGAUGCGAGUGAGCAGGGCCCGUUUGGGGAACUGCAGACUGUGUCUGCCAUCUCCAUGGCAGCAGCGACCUCCACUGCUCUGGCCACCGCCCAUCCGGACCUGCGCUCCACCUUCCACAACACCUACCACACGCAGAUGCGGCACAAGCAUUACUAUCGGAGCUACGAGUACGACGUACCUCCCACUAGCGGCAUCAUGCCCUUUACCUCACUGGGUAAUCAACACACAUACUGCAACAUCCCCAUGACACUCAUCAAUGGCCAGAGGCCCCACAACAAAACAAACAAGGAGCAAACUCCGGAUGAGGUUCACACAAACAGUGCAGUUUUACCACUUCUGCCAAGGGAGACCAGUGUGUCCAGUAUCAUUUGGUAACAACUAAUGGGGAAGUUUGAUCCUCAUCAGGUUACACAGUCUGGUGCCUGGGACCAUGGCCUUGACUGCUGCUGUUAUACAAAAAAGAAAUAUGAAAACACAGGGUCUUGUAGAUAAAUAAUUUGUAACAUCAGAGUCUUCCUGUUCUAUUCUUGCCUCUCACUAUUACAUUUCUGAUUGUUUUCUAUGUUCUAUGUUAUUAGAACUGAUAUUGGAAUUUUUAAGAGGACCGGCAAGCAUAUCCAUGUCACAUAAAGAAAAAAAAUAGACAUGCUUUUUUCAUUAUUGAUGUAGAUGGAAAUGGCUUGGUUUUGACAUUUUACUGGGAUGCCUUUGCAAGGUUGUGUGAUAAAAUGUGAGGUUUUUUUUUCCAGUUUUCAUUCCAGAUAAAGGGUCAUUAACUUGACACAGUCAAGUUUCCUGAAAUGUGAUUUGCUGAGGGUGUGUGCAUUAUUACAUUACUUAUUAAGUCGUAGACAUUAUAUAUCAAAGACACUGAACUCUAAAGUGUAUAUGGUAGGUGAUGUUCUUACUUCAGUAUCCGAACAGGCCAGUCUGAAGUACACCUUCAUUCACAGAUACUCACUGAAAGGACAUACUGAUAAUUAUUGCUGAUGAAAAUUUAUUAAGUAGAAGCUUAAGAGAUGAAGUAGAUAUAGUCCUAGCGCAAACCAUUGAAAGUCUCAAGAUAAUCAUAUUUUCUUAAUAAAUUCCUAUUAUACUUUCAGAUAUCUAUCAUGACUAGUGUUUAAAAAAGGAUCUACUGGCAAAAUGAGCUCAUAAUAAUGACUAACAUAGAAGACAUGAUACAACUAUUUAGGAGGAAAAUUAUGCCCUUGUACAAGAGUAAAUUAACCUUCCAAAACAUUUAUUGUGCAAAGUUACAUUGCACUUUUCACAGGAAAAUGCACUUGAUGAAAGCUUUUUAACUUCGGCAUCAGUGCUCAAUGCCCAGGAAAAAAAUGAGAAAAAGUAUAGUAAAUACCUAUUUUUUGCUUAAAAGCUUUGUCUAAAGAUGGUCAGGGCCAUUUCUACCUCUAAAAUAAUAAAUGGUAUUACAGAAGAAGAAAACUUGAUUUUUUUUUUAAUGUUUUUGCUACAGCUGUUACUGUUAAUUUUUAAGUAGUCAUAUUACUCUGAGAAUGAGAGCAACAUCUUUUUACUGUGUUUCCACACGGCAAAAUAUUUGGCCUUAGUUUUCAUUUUAUUUCUUUGUGGGUCAGUGUGAUAGUAUGUUUAAUUCCUCAAUUCACGGUAUACAUCAUUUUGUUACAUGGAGUCCACGAGCAACAUCCCACUGGCUUGUUCAGUGUUUUUAAAUUAAAACUAUUUUUUGCCAAA
Molecule: messenger RNA, 4468 nt
Organism: Leucoraja erinaceus (little skate)
Lineage: Eukaryota; Metazoa; Chordata; Chondrichthyes; Rajiformes; Rajidae
Gene: il1rapl1b
Product: interleukin 1 receptor accessory protein-like 1b
Exons: 12
Coding region: 968-3127 (719 amino acids)
Biological process (GO): signal transduction; negative regulation of exocytosis
Source: RefSeq, a predicted model, not a curated record